AGCAGAGCAGAGCCGAGCCGGGCAGAGCAGAGCAGAGCAGAGCAGCGCCUGCCCGCCGUCUCCAGCCCCAGCAUGGACCUCCGCGCCCUGGCGCUGCUCGCCUUCGCCCUGGCCGUCAUCUCCCUCUCGGAGGAGAAACCCGUCAGCCUGACUUACCGAUGUCCCUGUCGAUUCUACGAGAGCAACGUGGCAAGAGCCAAUAUUAAGCACCUCAAAAUCCUCUCCACACCCAACUGCUCACUUCAGAUUGUUGCAAGGCUCAAGAGCAACAGCAAGCAAGUGUGCAUUGAUCCCAAGUUAAAGUGGAUCCAGGAAUAUCUGGAGAAAGCUUUAAACAAGAGGUUCAAGAUGUAAGAGGCAAGCAUUGUAAGCCGUCUACAGGAUUUCUUACUGUAGGACCCAGAGAGCAGAUAACCAGUAUUAGGGAAUGAAUACAUUUCACUGCUAACAUGCAGCACAAAAGCAACGCUUCACGCAUUUCCAAAGGUUUUUUUCUUGGUUAUUUUUGAUGGGGUUUUUUUGUUUGGGUUUUUUUUUUCCCUUGCACAAAUUGGCUCGCUUUCAUAGUGCUAUUUUUAUAUAGUAAGAUGUAACUAUUUGAGAAAAAUAUGAAUUUAUACAGGUUGGUUUAUUACCUAGCACUGGGGGCAGAUACCAAACUAACCCUGUUAUAUGAUAUUUUAUUUCCUUUGUUGUAUAGAGGUCCUGCUUUAUUUAACUUUCUUUUGGUUCAUGCAAGUCUCCUGGAGUUUUAAACCUAGAAGGACAUGAACUGUACAGUGCAAUGAUGUUGUGUAAGUAGAGGUGGAACUCCUUGCCUCCAGAAGUCAUAGAGGCCAAGAACAUAGGAAGGCUCAAAAGCAUCAGAGUGAUGACAAUAGACAACAUUACCCUGAGUGGCAUUUACAGAUAUUUUGGGUAAAUAUCUGGCUAUCUAUUUUGGCUAUAGGGCUAAAGCCCUUCUCUGAAGAUCAGAACCCUUGCUGACAGCUGUGAGCAGCUGGAUCAAUGCACAUCUGGUACUGCAAGGUGCUAAUACUUGGUUUGUAGUAGUUGUGUGUGAUAGGAGCCACAACACAGUUCUGAUGUUAUCUGGCAUUUCCUAUGUUCCUGUGCUUCUGAUGAUAAAUUUAGCAAAAAAAAAGGAAUGGGCUGUUAAAUCUCUGACCACACGAUCGUGUUGAGAGUUGCUGGAGGAGUCAGCUAUGCUGCCAUGCACCAGGCAUCUCCCACCCAUCCACAGGAGGUGACUUCAGCUUGCCUGCCUGGGUUUGCACUGAAGUAAGCUGAGAUUUAUUCACCCUUCACCGAGGAUGAACUGCCUGAGGGCAAUCACAUCCCUGAUUUCUCUGGAGAUACCCAGAAGAGGAUAUCUGGCCACAUCUUGGAGAAAAGUGAUGCCUGGGGCAAGAGGGGAUCUGUGCAGUUUGUGGAAGGAGAGGUGUUUUACAGGUGUGGAAAUGAAGGCCAACACUCCCAGUCCACCAGCUAUCAUGGGUUUGCUGGUGAACAGGAUAGCCUCUGGAAUUCCCUUUGCAAAGCACAGCCUGGGACAGGCACCACUCCUUGCACCGACCCCCUAAGCCAGAAGUUUCUUUCUCCUUAUUCCUUCCUGUAUACACAAUCUCUGCUACAUGGUAUGGAAAGACAUCUGCAGCACUGCAACAAUCAUGUCAUGCUGUGCACUGAGAUCUGGGGGGAAGCACAUUUUUGCAGCACAAUGCUUGUGUUUGUAUGUAUCUGUGUUUGUAUUGUGAGCAAAAAAUUGUUGUAAGAUUGUCUUUUUUAAGCUGGUUGAUUCAAAAGAAAUCUUCCCUGCAGCCUGUGUCAGGAACACUGAGAGGAGAGUUUCACACUCCUUUUUGUGGGAGGCAUCUUUAGUGCCAAAGAGGUGCUUUGGCUAUCCAGGGACUCCAUUAUUUCCAUGUGGAUUCAGGUAAAAAUCUUGUCUUUUCCUUUCUGCAAAACAGGGCUAUUGCAGAGAGGCCUUCAGCUGGGAACACCUCACCUCAUUUGCUUUAAAGCAGAAAGAAACUGCUGUGCCUAAAAUAUUUGUGUUUGUGAUUUUGACAUUCCUUUUGUUAUCGUUACCAGCCUGGUGCUUUAAGUAUAUUGUGUCUGUGUUUUGAAAGGUCUGGUACCACUGUACUUGAUGAGAUUGGAGUUUUCAUUUAAUAUUAGUAGGAUCAGAUUCUCUCCUGGAAGGGGAAAGAAAGAAAGAAAUUGUAGGAGAAAAAUGGAGUUUUUUCCAUGUAUUUGAUAUCCUAGGCUCCAUUCCCCAUCCCACACAUGCACCUGCAUUUGCCAGUGGUUUGCCAGAGGUGGACAUGUGCGUGUCCAAGCCAAGAAUGACUCAGAAAACGUCACCCAGGAAAGCGCAGCCUUCACACAUAACUUCUGUCAAAGGACAGCCUGAGGUCUGAUUGAUUCCCAUUGCAGUAAAUGGAGAAUUAAAUAAUCCUCUGUUUUUGAUUCAGCAGCAUGCCCUGCUCAUGAUGAUAGGGGCCAUGAUAGUUUUGUUUCCAGCGGAAACUUUGGCAUUCUGGUGAGAAGGUGGGCUAGGUAGAUGUGACUGCACAGCCCUGCCCGUGCUCUGCUGCAGUCCUCAUUAACAGGAGCACUGAGAUGGGCACUGCUGAAACACCCCUGCCAAGCCCAGGCACCCUGCUCUGGAUGGUACAGCCAGGUAGUGUAGUACUGCAGGAAAGGGGAGCUCCUGUCAGCCUUUUCCUCUAGGGGCUGCAGGGCUAGACUCUGCUAAAGCAAGGGCAUUUGUUCCUGGGACAAACGCAUGAGUCACAGCAGGAGGAAAAUGCACUCCAUGGAAGGCAAGGGAGCGUGUAGAGCCAGGUGUUUGUGUGGUGCUUUGGGGGCUGUCUGCCCCAGCCCACACAGAGACUGGGCCCUGACACCUCUGUGCUGCUGAUGCUUCCCUUCUCUUCACAUCUGUAUUUGAGACCACCCUGGGCACGGGGCUGCUCUCAGGGGCCAGCAGCGUGACCCUCCCUCACGUGGGUUAGGUUGAGCACAGCAUGAAUGCACAGGUGACACAGACCUGGCCAGAGACUGAAGUGAGAACUUUUAAAAGCUUUCUCUUGCUUUAGACCAAAUUCAACCUUGAGUGGGAAGCUUUGCUGUUAGCCUGGCUUUAUUUGCAUGAUGCACUGUGGAGAGCAGCCUCACUCUGUGCACCAGAGGGAUCAGUGUCUGGGCUGCCCCAGUGCACCACAAGUUUGUCCCAUUCAUGCCACGACCAGAGCAGGCUGAGAAGCAGCACUGGCAGCAUUUCACCUGGGGAGAGCACCUGGUUUUCCCUCCUGCCUUAAACUGUUGACCAAAGACAGAGUCAGGGGAAGGAAGCGUGAGGAGAUGGGAGUGAGGUAAGGACCACAUGUGAACAGGAGGGACAAGAGAUAACACUGAACCAUGCUGAAAAAGCAGCUUCCAUGAAUGUGAAAUCAUCAUGUGGGUAUUUUCAAUGUGCAGCUGUCAAAUCCCAGUUUUAAGAGUAGAUGGUAUUUAUUGCUGUGUCCAUUUUUUAUUUAUACUAGCUUUAUACUUUUGUGUAUGAAUAUCUUAUCUGAAUUCUGCCUGAGGAAGAAUGAAAUGAAGGGUGACUUUGAUGUGUUUUUGAUUAAGGUGUUUGAGCAAAGGUGACUGACUGUUUAUUUUGCAAUGAAAUUUUUUUUCAAAGUUAAAUAUACACAUUUUGUUGAAAAUGCAGUUCCUAUAGGAGUUUUUGUUCCCAGUUUCCCUUUAUUAGCCUCUAAAAGGUCCUUUUCUCUGGCAACUUGUUUUGAGUGAUGUGAUUUAUAGCAGUCAAGGUUUUUUGUGAACUUAUCACCUAAAAUUUGAUUUUUUUUCCUUAAUCAACAUCCCACCAAGAUAAUCAUUGUCUGAAAACGUGAAACUUUGGUUGCCACAGAGAAGAAAACAUGUAUCAUGAUAAAAUGGCUGCAUGAACCUCCCAUCUUUCAUUCCUUAUAACUCAGUGUUGUCAGAAUGUGGUAAAUACUGUACUUUAUAUUUUUAUUAAGUAAAAAGAAGUAUCUUCCCAAAUAAUGUGAAAAGGGUUUUGUAAUUGUGUUCCUGUAAGGCAGCUUUUAUGGAGGAGUUAUAUUAUGCUUUUGAAAUUACUCCUUUCAUAGAAAAUUUUGAAAAGAAACACUUUUAUAUUGUAAUUUCUCACAAAAAUGUGUAUGCACUUAAAAUUUUCUUAAUAAAAAUAUAUGUCUGAAUAAA
Messenger RNA from Passer domesticus (house sparrow), 4242 nucleotides. RefSeq names its product C-X-C motif chemokine ligand 12 (gene CXCL12). Gene Ontology annotation, cellular component: extracellular region. Gene Ontology annotation, biological process: chemotaxis; immune response; defense response. NCBI's taxonomy places the organism in Eukaryota, Metazoa, Chordata, Aves, Passeriformes, Passeridae. The record is from RefSeq and is a predicted model, not a curated record. The coding region runs from base 73 to 354 and encodes 93 amino acids. The transcript has 4 exons. Gene Ontology annotation, molecular function: chemokine activity.